Molecule: messenger RNA, 2361 nt
Organism: Sparassis crispa
Lineage: Eukaryota; Fungi; Basidiomycota; Agaricomycetes; Polyporales; Sparassidaceae
Exons: 8
Coding region: 1-2361 (786 amino acids)
Source: RefSeq, a predicted model, not a curated record
AUGCCGGCGAGAUUUGUAAUUUUGACGGAGCAUCAGCCCAUACUCUCUGAGAAGCUGCGGUCUUAUGACACGGCAGAUGCCAAGGGACGCAAGACUCUGGUUCAGAGCUUGCGCCAGAAGCUGAAGACACAGUUUGUCGACACGUCAAAUUAUGAUGACAUCAUUGUGGAAACUAAAAUCCGAGAGUGGCUCAAUAACCACGCCCACCAUGCGCAGGAGAAAGCGACGAAAAAGCGUAUGCAUGUUUCUGGCAAGCCCAAUGCCUUCAAGGUGUGGGAUGUGCUGGAGAGGGACAAGGUGUGGAGAGUCGCACGGAGUGCCGAAUGGGCAAAACUGUCCGAGGAGGAGCAGAAGGUGUAUGAGGAAAAGGUGGAAAGUUGGCGCAAUGGCACUCUGGAUGAUAAGACGAAAAUGAAGCUGAGGGAGCAGCGAAUGAUGCAAUAUCUGAAGAAGUUUGCCAAGACUAUGUGGGACACCAUGGGCAUUCGCAUGGCAUUCAUGCUAGCAUAUCCGAAGGAAGCGGGGAGUCUGAAGGUAGAGAUGGUGGAGGUCAACCACGCCAUCACCAAUGGAACUCCAUUCGUGGCCUAUCCUGGGUGGCUGCAUGCUUACCAGCCUCUAGCAAAGGUGUUCUCUGAGUGGGCCAAAGGCGAAUACGGUGUGACUGAGACUACGGUGACAGUGAAGAAGACACCUGCCGAUUGCAUGCAGGCCAUGGACAAGAUUCGGUUGACGGCCAACGGUUUUCCUCUGCUCUCGUCAGUGCCCGAAGGUAUGGCGGAAGCGCCUCUCAAGGUGAUGAAGGUACAAGUUCGAGACUUCAUGAAUCAUCACUACGCAUUGGCGAAGGGUGUUCGGAACUGCAAGUCGCCAUGGACGAAGCUGAACAGCAUAGACGACAUCAAUGAGGUUAUUCCAGCGGAGAUGCUACCUGAGAACUUCCAGUGGAUCGAUCCCUCAAAGAUGACAAGUGUUCCCGUUCGUGCCCUCCUCGACCACUGGCAGGCACGCCAAGAGGAACAUGGACCUGAGCAGACCAUGCGAUUCACCCAGUACUUCGACAAGGAUGGCGAAGCUGCUCCCGCCAAGUAUGAUCCUCUUCCACCACUUGACGGAUCAGCACAGGCAUUAGAAGAAGGAUCUGAACAUGAGGUCCAAGAAGCACUCACACCGAAGAAGGCGAGGAAGGCGAAGAAGAAGGGUAAACCUGUGCGCAAGGUCACAGGAAAGGCGGCAUCGAAGGCGACAAAGGGCAAAGCGGCCCCUGGCGGAGCCAAAGGCGGUGGGCGUAAACGCAAGAUGAAAGAUGCAUACGACUCGGAAGAUGAUGCCAGAAGCAGCCAAGACUCUGAUCGGAGUUCACCAGAUAUACCCAGCAUGGCUUCCGAAGAAGAUACGGCCAGCGAUGAAGAUUCAGGGGAUGGCGAGAGCGUGAUUGCGAAUAAAGCGAAGGGCAAGGCAGUCGCCACCACCAAUGGACGUAAGGCUAACAAUGGCGGUGCACCUCAAGCGAGUGGUAGCGGCGGUGCCAAGAUGAAGGCAAAGCGAGGUCUCCAAGACCUUCCUCUGGGCGAACUGCACAGAUUUGACACAGAGGAGACCGAUGAAGCAUCGAGUGAACUGGAGCCCAGUACAAAGGAGCUCAGGCUUGAGCUUCAAGGCCGAGCCCCACGUCUCACUGGCAGGAGUACUGUGGGGAGUACUGUGCCCCACCUCGUCAAAAGGAGAGAUGUGUUUCUCGCCACCCUUUCCGUCGAACCGCGAUACCAGGAUAUGCUGAAGGAAGUCAAGAUUGCGACUGUGCCCCAGGUGUAUCGUUUCACCAGGUAUGAUCCGAUUCCCUGGAGCGAAUGGUCGUAUGGCCAGCACUACCUCCCGCCGUCAUUUCAUGCGGUGGACAACUUUGACAUCGUCGAGAACUGGUUGGGCGACAAACCAUGGCUGACAAAAUAUCGGUUCUUACAUCCACAGGGCGUACAACAAUCUGCACUCGUGAUUGGUAUGGUGCUGAGGGACCUCACACAAUCUCAGUUCAUUGAGGAGGGCGAACCGACCAACCUUCCCGACUAUGUGGUGAACUCGGCGAUCUCAUUUGACGCAGUAGAGCAGCUGCUUCGCUGUUGUGAGAUCAUUACCUUGGACAUGGUGGAAGGGAACGUCACCCAUGCCAUGGUGAAGCCAGUGAGCAAGCCUGCCAUACGCGGUGCCCCACAAGGUGGCGAUGGCCUUGGGGGCCAGGAGGAGCAGGAAGGUGAUGCCUCUGCAAGAACUCACGAUGGCGCUGCUACUGCUGCCAAAGUUCACAAGGCUCACCAGCCUGCCCCCAUGGCUGACAAACCAAUCAUUCCAAGUGGGAGAUGA